GCGUUUGGAGCUAGAGGAGGUAGCGCUUGGGAAAGCGAGUCUUUGAGCAGGGGUGAAGGGUCUAAUGAUGCAGCAUCACUUCUGAAACUUACUCACACCACUUAUAAGGGGCACUGAAUAUUUUUUUUUUUCCACUCUCCGUGUCGUGUCUGUUUAUUUACCUCCUUGCUGGUUGGCGUGUGGGCUUUGCUGUAGUUAAGCACACACCAGUAGCGUUGUGGUUUUGAAGACAGAUAGUACAGCUGUGUAACACAGAAUGCUACCUAGCCAGACUGGGUCGGCACCAGCAGCGAACAGGUCAGGAUCGGGCAAGGGUAACGCGGGUCGCGGGUUAAGGGUGAUUGGGAGCGGGGUUGCUACUAGCUUGGCAAAAGCAGGGUUAGUCGGAGUUAGUACUACUAGCAUCAGCGGCGGGGUUGUGCGAUCAGGCAACGGGGCAGUGAUGUUGGGGGGUAACGGGGCAGCAGGGGGCUCUCGCGGAGGGCAACGGCCCGGGAACGGGGCAGGACUGGCGGGAUUGCAAGGAGCAGGAGCGGGGGUGCUCGGGAGCAUGGGGUCAGUAAUUGGGGGGCAAGGGGUAAGUAGGUUUGACCCCGACCGGGAAACCUCAGCUAUGGUGUUCAGCGGCUCGGAGGCUGAUUCGGACUCUGUUGAUGACGAUGACCUGGCAGUGUUGGGUCAGGGGUCCAUCAGCAGAGGGGUAAAGCGGGAGAGAGCUGAGAUGGAAACUGGAGUAAUUGGGCAAGGAGCCGGGACGCCAACGGGAGGCUACGGCGGGGUGUCAGGUGGGGUGGCUGGGGCAAAACCUGGCAAAAAGACGCGAGGGAGAGUCAAGAUUAAAAUGGAGUUUAUCGACAACAAACUGAGGCGAUACACGACUUUCAGCAAAAGGAAGACUGGCAUCAUGAAAAAGGCGUACGAGCUGUCAACGCUGACGGGCACACAGGUGUUGCUGCUGGUGGCAAGUGAGACGGGCCACGUAUACACAUUCGCGACUCGCAAGCUUCAGCCCAUGAUCACCAGCGAGACAGGCAAGGCACUGAUCCAGACCUGCCUUAACUCCCCCGACUCGCCUCCCCGCUCCGACCCCAGCACAGACCAGAGAAUGAGCGCCACUGGCUUCGAGGAGACAGACCUCACCUACCAGGUGUCCGAGUCAGAGAGCAUUGGAGAGACCAAGGACACCCUAAAGCCUGCUUUCACGGUGACCAGCUUGCCUGGCACCUCCACCUGUAACCCCACGGCGCCCACCACCUCCACCACCAUGCAGGUGAGCAGCGGAGCCUCCUUCCCCAUCACCAACUACCUGGCGCCCAUCUCUGCCAGCAGCAACACCAACAGCAUCACCAGUGCCAACGGGACGGUGCUCAAAACGGCGGCCACCUCUGGGGGUGUCAUGCAGCUCCCCAGCGGCUUCACCUUCAUGUCAGCAGGCACUCCGCUUCCUCCUGGCACCCCUACCAUUCCGAUCAGUCAGCUACAGUCGCACUCGCUGUCUAUCCAGGGUCAGCCGGGCCAGGGCAUCGCGGGGCCUCAAGGGCAGCAGACAGUCUUCCGCUUCCCAGCGUCCGUUUCAUUAGCAGGGGGCACAGUGACUCAGCAGCUGCAAGCAAUCCAGGUCCACUCCUCAACGCAGCACAGCACCGGCACCAGUGACAGCGGGCCUGAGAACUCGCAGGCCUCCCCCGGCUGUGCAGUCAGUCUCCCAGCCACAAUCGUGACUUCAUCUGUUCCCACGACGAUGGCAGGUCACAUGAUGUACCCCAGCCCCCACACGCUGAUGUACGCCUCCACGCCCGCUCUGUCUGACGGCAGUCUGGCAGUCCUCAACGCAUUCUCCCAGGCCCCCUCUGCCAUGCAGGUCUCCCACGGGCAGGUGCAGGAGCAAGGUGGAGUCCCUCAGGUGUUCCUCACAGGCCCUCCAGGAACGGUACAGAUACCUGUCUCAGCUGUGCAGUUACAUCCAGUACGGAAAGAUCUUCAUUUUACAAAUGGUCAUUGGGCAGCAGUCGAGUAACAGCAGUCACCUGACGGAGCUGCAGGUUGUGAACCUCGACGCUGCACACAACUCCAAGAGCGAGUGACUGCCGCCACCUCGUCCCACACUGGUACAGACAGGAGCCCAAGAGAGCAGCAUUUAAGAACAAUUAUUUAUUGAUGCCUGUUCUCCUCACCAUUUUUUUUUUUUAAAUUAAUGUUAUUGUAUUU
This is a messenger RNA of Polyodon spathula (Mississippi paddlefish), 2208 nucleotides long. RefSeq names its product serum response factor b (gene srfb). NCBI's taxonomy places the organism in Eukaryota, Metazoa, Chordata, Actinopteri, Acipenseriformes, Polyodontidae. Gene Ontology annotation, biological process: positive regulation of transcription by RNA polymerase II. Gene Ontology annotation, molecular function: protein dimerization activity; DNA-binding transcription factor activity, RNA polymerase II-specific; serum response element binding. The coding region runs from base 257 to 2017 and encodes 586 amino acids. The record is from RefSeq and is a predicted model, not a curated record. The transcript has 8 exons.